Molecule: messenger RNA, 1494 nt
Organism: Vanessa atalanta (red admiral)
Lineage: Eukaryota; Metazoa; Arthropoda; Insecta; Lepidoptera; Nymphalidae
Gene: Inx4
Product: innexin inx2-like
Exons: 4
Coding region: 236-1345 (369 amino acids)
Biological process (GO): phototransduction
Cellular component (GO): plasma membrane; gap junction
Molecular function (GO): gap junction channel activity
Source: RefSeq, a predicted model, not a curated record
UUAGUUUUGAUUAUUUUCCUUAAAUAUAAUUACAGAUAAAUAGGUACGGCUUUUCCCGCUCCAAUUCCCAUUCGUAAUUGUUUUUCGUAAAUUUUAAUUGGAAAUUACUGUAGUUUAAUUCAAUUAUAGUUGAAAUCGUGUGAUGUGUUUCAUAUUGGCGGGUAGUUAAGAAAGUCUAUUAAUUAAUUAUUUUUGAAGCGAUUGAAUCGUUGUUUGCCCUAUUCCAACUUCCAACAUGAUAGACCUUUUUAUGCCGUUUCGCUCUUUUCUAAAAUUUGAAAAUGUUUGUACGGAUAAUAAUAUAUUUCGAAUGCAUUACAAGUUGACUGUAAUAGUACUAUUGGUGUUCACAUUACUGGUCACUUCGAAGCAAUUUUUCGGUGAACCUAUUCACUGCAUGGGAGACAACAAAGACAUUGAUAAAGACGCUAUCAACAGCUACUGCUGGAUAUACGGAACGUAUACUCUGAAAAGUAAACUUGUUGGUGUGGAAGGAAAAAAUAUGGCUUAUUUAGGCGUCGGCCCAAGUAACAUCAUUGAUGAGCCAAUAAAACAUACAUAUUACCAGUGGGUCUGCUUUGUGCUGUUAGGCCAAGCUGCUAUGUUUUACGCUCCACGUUAUCUCUGGAAGAUGUGGGAAGGUGGUAGACUGAAGGCAUUAGCAUCUGAUUUAGCUAGUCCAAUUGUUACCAAAGACUGGACAGAGUAUAGACGUGGCGAACUUAUUUCAUAUUUAAGUUACACCAAUUUAUACACGCACAAUAUGUAUGCUUUGCGUUAUGCAUUCUGUGAGAUACUUAAUCUUCUUAAUGUGGUUGGCCAAAUAUUUCUACUGGAUUUGUUCUUGGGAGGAGCAUUCAGAAACUAUGGUGCAGCAGUUGCAGCAUUUACACACAUUCCUAAAGUUCCAUCAAAUUUUAAGGAUUUCUCCUCCAUUAACCCUAUGGAUCAAUUUUUCCCAAAGCUUACAAAAUGUUGGUUUAGAAGUUAUGGACCAUCAGGGACUUUGCAACUGAAAGAUCGGCUUUGUGUGUUACCAUUGAAUAUUGUUAAUGAAAAAAUUUUUGUUAUUCUAUGGUUCUGGCUCAUAUUUCUCACAUUAUUGUCUGCAGCUGCAGUUUUAUUUCGCAUUUUAGUUUUUACACUACCUGCUCUUCGUACUUCUAUGAUCAUGGGCCAACUCAGAUAUGUAAAAAGGCGUGUUGUUGCAAAGAUUGUAAAAAACUUUGGAUUUGGUGAUUGGUUUAUUCUCUACUUGCUGGGCAAGAAUAUGAAUCCUAUUAUAUAUAAAGACUUAAUUUUAGAACUCUCUAAAGAAGUAGGAAACAAACCUGUUACAGUAUAAUUAUAGUUUUUUUUUUUUUCAAAAAUAUAUUUCUAUAAGUUCUAAUAAAAAUAUCAACAAAGUUACGAUUAAAGAAGUAUUUUGUUAUCUUUAUUUUAUAAAAAUUCUAUCUUUUAAAUUACAAAUGUUCUACUUAUGUAGAUAAUUAU